UCUGCCUCAUUUGCCACUUUCAAUUGAGCCAAUAUGGCAAGUAGAUUCUGCUAGCUGGCAACUGCCUCCUUCAUAAGCUCAUACACGUCCAGUUUGCCAUGCUUCUGCAAUUGCUUUUCCAUUUUGAUUUUUUCCUGCCUUUUUGUGCAUGUUCAGCACAUGGCAAUUACUGCCCUCUUCAGAUGCUUAAACUUUGGGGCAACCAUUAGAGUUUUCAUUUUUUGUUCAUCAAAGAUAUCAAGUGAAAUUUUACUUUACGCAUUUCUUUCUGUAUUUGUCGGCUAUGUUUCCAUUUCACCUUAAUGUGUGUUUUGUUCUUACCUUAGCACAAUGGCUCGUGGCGACCAUCAAGACGACGAUGAUGACUUCAUGGAGUUACCGCAACAGAAUCGCGCAACUGGUCGGACAAAAGAUGGCGACGAGAAGAAGAAACGUUAUCGCAAUAGGGCUUCACAAGAACGCCUGACUAUAUUUACCGAGGGAUUUACUGACGAGCAGAAGGGAGCUGCUGGUGAGAUGGGGAUGCAGGCUCUGAUGGAUGUUCGGUGCAAGAACCUAGUGAACCCUAUAUGCGACUGGCUCGGUGAGAUUUAUGAUCCUGCCUCCAGGGAAUUUGUCAUUCCGGGACGUGGAAGACUGCCUUUGGACGAGGAAUCCGUGUUCUGCACUUUGGGUGUGCCCCGUGGAGAAAUCAAAGUCCCGUAUGAGGUGAAUAAUAAGAUCGAGGAAGCCUUGUUCGCCCGUUUGUUUCCUGGGAUGGCAUCCAUGCCGAAUACGACUGUGCUGGCAACUUCGCUGGAGGGCAUGAAAACCCAUGGCGAGGUUUUUAAGAUGAAACUCCUCAUGUACCUGAUCUCACCUGUUUUUGCGCCUACCACAUCUCUUCGCCCAAGCAACAAGUGCUUCCCCAUCCUGGCGAAGCUGAAAGACGUGAAGAACAUGAAUUGGUGUAAAUUCAUCGCGGCCUUCCUGCAUGAUGCAUUCUCAAACAAGAAGUACCAAAAGGGCUGUCGCCUGCACUUAAUGCUCAUGUAUGUUGAUCGUCUUGAUCUGUCCACCGUCGACUUUACUGGGAUAGGUGGCCCGCCGCCUCCACAUAAGUUUGAUGUCUCUGCGUGGACGUACGAUACUGUCAAGGCUGUGCUUGCCGCAGACAGGAGAACUGAGACGAAAUAUGGGAAACUACAGCUGAUGGCCAAGCAUGCUAUAGACUACAUCGUGUUUGGUGGGCCUCAAAACUUUGGCAAGUGGAUGGAUGUGCAUUCAGCUCCAUCUUGUCCUGCUGAGGUAAUCAAGGAUGUUUAUUUUGUUUUUUGAA
This is a messenger RNA of Aegilops tauschii subsp. strangulata, 1318 nucleotides long. RefSeq lists its product as uncharacterized. NCBI's taxonomy places the organism in Eukaryota, Viridiplantae, Streptophyta, Magnoliopsida, Poales, Poaceae. The record is from RefSeq and is a predicted model, not a curated record.